Corylus avellana is the source of this 1341-nucleotide messenger RNA. RefSeq names its product translocon at the outer envelope membrane of chloroplasts 34 (gene TOC34). Gene Ontology annotation, molecular function: GTP binding; protein-transporting ATPase activity. Gene Ontology annotation, biological process: intracellular protein transport. The record is from RefSeq and is a predicted model, not a curated record. Lineage: Eukaryota; Viridiplantae; Streptophyta; Magnoliopsida; Fagales; Betulaceae. Gene Ontology annotation, cellular component: chloroplast outer membrane.
UUGCGAGGUUUAUAGUAUUUGUCUCCGCCAAAAUCGAAUAGGGGAAGGGGAUAAGGCCGCUCGGUUCAAGGAUUACAAACCAAGAAAAGCAUUUUUCAUCAAAAUCUUGGUUUUCCCAGUUGGACAAACAUUUAUCUAUGGCGUCCUUAACACGUGAAUGGAUAGGGAUCAACACAUUCGCUUCUGCCACACAGACCAAAUUGCUUGAAUUGCUAGGAAAACUCAAGCAGGAGAAUGUGGACACGUUGACAAUACUUGUAAUGGGGAAAGGUGGUGUUGGGAAGUCAUCGACCAUAAACUCAAUCAUUGGGGAAAGAGCAGUGACUGUUAAUCCCUUUCAGUCAGAAGCACCCAGGACUGUUACGGUGUCACGAUCGAGGGCUGGAUUUACUUUGAACGUCAUUGACACUCCAGGGCUCAUAGAAGGAGGUUAUGUCAAUGCGCAGGCACUUGAGAUUAUAAAACGUUCUCUUCUGAACAAGACCAUCGAUGUUCUACUAUAUGUGGACCGUUUGGAUGCAUAUAGGGUUGAUAAUUUGGAUAAGCAAGUUGUUAAAGCCAUAACAGAAAGUUUUGGUAAAGGAAUAUGGGAUAGGGCUUUAGUUGUCCUAACGCAUGCUCAGCUCUCUCCACCAGAUGGAUUACCUUAUGAAGAUUUUUACUCCAAAAGGUCAGGGGCUCUUCUAAAAGUUGUUCGUGUCGGUGCGGGGUUAAAAAAACAGGAUAAGCAGGAUUUUGCUAUCCCUGUUGUUUUGGUUGAGAACAGUGGAAGAUGUAAUAAGAAUGAAAUUGAUGAAAAGGUUCUUCCUAAUGGGAUUGCCUGGAUUCCUCAUUUAGUCAAAACAAUCACAGAAGUUGUGUUGAAUGGAAGUAAGUCUAUUGUUGUUGACAAGAAGCUGAUUGAAGGGCCAAACCCCAAUGAGAGAGGGAAGUUCUUGAUUCCACUUAUUUUUGCCUUCCAAUACUUCUUUAUUGUUAAAGGGAUAGAACGUGCAAUCAAGAACGAUAUUGCAAGGGAGGGUAGACCAUCAUGGGAGUAGUAGGAUUCAGCUGUGACUACUAGCAAUUUCCCCGAUUUGGCUGUGAACCUUUUAUUGUCAUGAAUUUUUCUUAAUGUUGAUGCAGUUUUUCCUGUGCUGAUCACAUCUCUUAGGCAUUUCCGUAUAUUCUGCAGUAGUGGUUAUCUGCGGCAGAUGGAUUCCUUUGUGUUUUGAGAGAGUUGGAUUUUGUGUACUCAGAUAAACUAUGCUCUUUAAAUUGGCGUUUUUGGCUACCUAGUUAAUGUUGCAUCUGUAGAAGAAUUAUAUAUUUUUAUGUUUCAAUGUACUCGGUUCCGAUGUA